This is a messenger RNA of Trichoderma asperellum CBS 433.97, 267 nucleotides long. RefSeq lists its product as uncharacterized. Lineage: Eukaryota; Fungi; Ascomycota; Sordariomycetes; Hypocreales; Hypocreaceae. The record is from RefSeq and is a predicted model, not a curated record.
AUGGCCGACGAAACCCCAAGCAAGAGACGAGAGCCCACAGCCUCUGAGGCCAUGUUCUUCUUUGCCAUUGUCAAGCAUACUCGAAACAAGGCGGACAUUGACUGGGAGGCCGUCGCACAGGAGCAAAACUUCAAGAAUGCUGAAGUUGCCAAGGUUCGCUUUGGACAAGUCAAGCGCAAGCUCGGCAUCGACUCAAACGUCACUCCAAAGAAAGGCAACGCUUCCACCACCAGCGCCUCGACUCCCAGCAAGGUCCGCAAGACGCCG